AUGACUAAUAAAGAUAACUUACAGCAAGAACUCAAAGAGAAAAUUAGACCUGGCAUCAAAGCCAGUGAUUUAAAAAAACUCAAACGUUCUAAAAGUGCGGAUGAUAUUUCUUCUUCAACCUCUGCUACUAUCUCUUUAAAGAAAUCACAGUCUCAAUUAGAAAUACCAGUUAAUCAGACUACUCCUCAGCAACAAAUCACCCAAUUACAAGAAACAGUGAAAUUCCAUGCUCAAACUAGUCAAAACUAUCUCCAAUCGCUCCAAUUAGCCCAAGCCAAGAUUACGGAGUUAGAAGAAACUAAGGAAAAAGAUAAACAAAAGAUUACUAACUUAGAAGACCAAAUCCUUCAAUUAAGAUUAGAAAAGAUUAAAGACUUUGGCGAUUAUUUAGAAAAGGAAAACCUUUUAGAAACCGAAUUAGAACUAAAUAUAGAUGAAGGACUUCAAGAAAUUAAGAAAUUAGAAAACAAGUUAAUUGCCACUAAUAAAAAGAAACUAGAACUCCAACAGCAAUUAGGCCAAGAAUUAAGAAAGAUAUUAAGGGAAGAAUUUAUAAUUCCCGCCCAAAUUAGUUCGGUUCAAUUAGCUCGAGAUAUUAAUAUUUCAAGCAAAAUAAUCAGAGAAAUAGUUGCCGAAGCGAGAGACAUUGAUAAAGACAUUGCUGCUCGUUUAUCUUUAUAUUUUGGAACUGCCCCUGCUUUCUGA
This is a messenger RNA of Entrophospora candida, 705 nucleotides long. The record is from the annotation of a GenBank genome assembly. Lineage: Eukaryota; Fungi; Glomeromycota; Glomeromycetes; Entrophosporales; Entrophosporaceae.